CUUCCGCCCUGCUGGGGAGGGGGACCCGGCGGCCUCUCUCCUCCUCCCCAUUCCCCAUCCACCUGUCUCGGAAGCAGAAGCGGCAGCGCCCGGAGCGCUGAGGCGAGCGCGCCGAAGCCUGAGCUGGCCCCGCCUGCUGGAGCAUUCUCUCCACGGUGCGCAGCCGUCGGGCGUCGCGCUCAGGCCUCUAGGCUCCGCCCCCAACGAGGCUAGGCCACGCCCCCGGAACGCCAGGCCCCGCCCACCCUUCUGGAGCCUGAAGCAGCCAUGGGGACGCGGAGCAGCCCCGAGAAGGGGAUACGGUCGCCAGCGGUCCUGGAGCGCGACGCGGAGGCCGGGCCCCAAGGAGCCGCCGCGCUCCAGGAGACCUCCAGGCAGCCCCGCGAGGAGAAGGCUCCCGAGGCCCCGGCGGAGCUUCCGAGCGGCCAAGGAAGGGAGCAGAGGGCGGAAGAAGAGGAAGAAGUGGGAGAAGGCAGCAGCACCGAGAGCAGCCGCGACGUGGCCGAGGCCCCGCCUCCUGCACCCAGCCCGGCCACGCCUCCCGUAUCCAUCCCAUCUGGGGAAGGGGCCCGACGGGCGGCGCGGCGGCUUCGAGAACAGCACCUGGAGGCACUGACUCGCGUAGCCCUGAUGGAGCAGCGGGUGAAGGAGCUCCAGCGCCAGAGGAAGGAGCUGAGGAUCGAGAUGGAGGUGGAGGUGGCCCUGCUGCAGGGUGAGCUGGCUGGGGAGCGAGUGGCCGCGCGGCGGGAAGAGGAGCAGCUCCGGGAGCUGCUGGGGCAGCAGGUGGACGUGGAGCAGAGCGGCCAGGAGCAGCGGGAACAGGAGCAGAGGCGGCUGGGCCAGGAGCGGGUCCGUGUGGAGCGUCUUCGCCAGAGACUCCGGGAGGCCCGGGAACAGCUCGACUCGCAGCCGGAGGACCAGCACGAGCAGCUUCUGCAGAGGGUGCAGGAGAUGCGGGAACAGCUGGAUGUGGCCCAGCGUGCCUACGAGGACCUGGAAUUCCAGCAACUGGAGCGGGAGAGCAGGCGGGAGGACGGGGAUCGGGACAGCCCCAGGGCCCGGGUGCUGGACCCCAAGGUCCAGGAGCUCCAGGCCAGCGUGGCUCAGCACAAGCGCCGGAUCCAGGUCUUGGAGGAGCAGCUCAAGUCGCUGAGGGAGCAGAUGGCGGCCGAGAGCCGGGGGCUGAGGCUGAAGAAGGAGGAGGCCCUACAGGCCCUGACGCAGGAACGGAGCCGACUGCUGGAGCUUAAUUGCCUUCAAGGAACCCCUGCUGGAGACUUCUCAGAAUCCAGCCAGGCCCUCACUAAGCUGCUCUUUACCCAGAAGACAGACCGCCAGCUGCUGGUGCUCCAGGACCCCGCCGCUCACACCACAGCCACCUCUAGCUCCUCCUGCCUCUUCUCCGUCCACAGCUCCCUGCAGGGCUCCAUUGGCCUCCAGAGGACCGGAAGCCUGCCCCGCAGGAGGGGAGAGAAGGCGAGCCAGAGAGGAGCCCCGCGACCUCUGUCCCUCCACUGCACUGGAUCCCCGGAUGUCUCUGCUCUCCAGCCGGCCGCGGGGGACUCUGGGAGACACGCGCUCUACCAGCUGUUGAACUGCGGCCCUGGGAAUAGCUCUCCGGCCUUCCACCCAGACAUCGCGCGCAUGGAGCGGCUCCUGCAACAGGCCGUGGCAGAGAGGGAGCGGCUGCUCAAGGCCAGGGAAGGGACGAGAAGGAGCACAGAGGGUCCCUCGGGCCCUGCUAUCCCUGCCAUCAUGGCCCCACCUACACCCAGUCCUCCAGGCCCCCAGGUCUUGGAUCUCCGGCAGCACCUGGAACGAUGGGGCCACAACCCGGAAAGCUGCCCGCAUGUGCAGGUGCUGGGGGGCUGCUGCCGCGGCCCCCUGGUGAAGAUGGGCGGCCGCAUCAAGACCUGGAGGAAGCGGUGGUUCUGCUUUGACCGUCAGGCCCGCCGCCUGGCCUACUACGCAGACAAAGAAGAGACCAAGCUCAAAGGUGUCAUCUACUUCCAGGCCAUUGAGGAGGUCUACUACGACCACUUACGCUGUGCCUUCAAGAGCCCCAGCCCCCGCCUGACGUUCUGCGUCAAGACCUACGAGCGCCUUUUCUACAUGGUGGCCCCGAGCCCCGAGGCCAUGCGGAUCUGGAUGGACGUCAUCGUGACCGCGGCGGACGAGAACCACGCCCCCUGAGUGGCCCCGCCCCCGGGGGCGUCCCGGUGAGGCCCCGCCCCCACGCGCACCGCCGGAACGCCUGGGCCCGCCCCUUUGGAACUCUCCCGGGAAUUGUGCAGGCGCUGCGGCUCCGCUGGCCUGAGCCGGGGCGGUGUAGGCUGCAGGUGGCUUCCCCAAACGGGGUCUCCAGCCUCUGGGGCCUUGCGGCGGCGGGAAGGAACUAUUUAUUGGUGCUCCUGUGAUACUGAAUUAAACAUGGAAGAAAAACGGGUUGCUGCUGUGGUUUCCAGCCAAGGCGUCCGGGGCCCCUUGGCCCCUAGGCGGGACAUCCGAAUUAUGGGUCCCUUGGAGAGUUUAGCGUACCACAUCUGGUUCCUCUCUAGGAAUGGAAGCCUCAACCCUAAGGUCAUGGCGGAGGAAGGGGGGAAGGAGAGAAAUGCUCCCUUAAGUCUUGGGCAAUUUUGUUUUUUCAGUUUGGACCGCCUGCUUCCACCUUUUUUAGCCUGACUGGGCUAUUUGCAAUUUCUAGGAACUACUGGGCUCCCUCCCCCAAGGCGUUUGCACAUAUUGUUCCCUCACCCCUUAACUUCCCUUAGCCAGCUAAGCUCCUUAUUCUUCAGGUCUUGGUUCAGAUGUCUCCUCCUCCAGGAAGCCCUUCCUGGCUCCCCUGGCUGGGUCAGACAUCCCCCCCUUCCCCGCCCUGGGU
This is a messenger RNA of Choloepus didactylus (southern two-toed sloth), 2881 nucleotides long. RefSeq names its product pleckstrin homology like domain family B member 3 (gene PHLDB3). The transcript has 16 exons. Lineage: Eukaryota; Metazoa; Chordata; Mammalia; Pilosa; Megalonychidae. Bases 268 to 2193 code for a protein of 641 amino acids. The record is from RefSeq and is a predicted model, not a curated record.